AUGGAGUUGGAUUUUGGUGACCCUUCUCAGGGCCAGCAAUGUCUCCAGGCCCCAGACCUAAGGCUAACUUCAUGUGGCCUCUAUGGCUGGGAAGGGGCUGACCUGACCAUUUUACGUGCGUCUCAUACUCUGCUUGUACAUGUAUGUGUGUGUCUUGUGCUCAGUCAUGUCCACAUCUUCGGGACCCCAUGCACUAUAACCCACCAGGCUCCCCUGUCCAUGGGGUUUCCCCAGCAGGAAUACUGGGCUGGGUUGCCAUUUCCUUCUCCAGCGGAUCUUCCUGACUCAGGGAUCGAACUCUCCUCUCCUGCACUGCAGGUGGAUUCUUUACCACUGAGCCAGGGGAAAGCCCAUAAGCUUAUUGCAUACAAGCAAAUCCUUAGGCCUCAUUCAAGACUAUGGCUUCUUUCUUUGCACAUAAUUCUAACAGGUUUGUUCAUCUAG
Molecule: messenger RNA, 444 nt
Organism: Rangifer tarandus platyrhynchus (Svalbard reindeer)
Lineage: Eukaryota; Metazoa; Chordata; Mammalia; Artiodactyla; Cervidae
Source: the annotation of a GenBank genome assembly